ACUCAUGCAUAUCACGGACCUCUGCAUUUGAGUGUGUGAGAGAGAGAAAGAAUAAAAAAGGAGACAGCUGAGAAAUCUGUGAGAUUGCUGCAGUAUAAGAUGGUGAAAAUGCCUGCAAAUGGAAACCGUCCUUUGAAGUUGCAGUUUGGUCUCAUCAAUCAUGAAGGUCGCUACCUCACUGCAGAAGCCUUUGGUUUCAAGGUAAAUGCAUCAGCUCCCAGCCUAAAGAAAAAGCAGAUAUGGACUUUGGAGCAGGAUUCCCAAGAUACCCAGGUGGUGUACUUACGCAGUCACCUGGGACGCUACCUAGCUUCUGACAUAGAUGGUAAAGUCACCUGUGAGGCAGAUGGCCGCAAUUCAGACUGCCGCUUCCUCAUAGUGGCUCAGUCAGAUGGCCGAUGGGCCCUGCAGUCUGAGCAGUAUCUCCGCUUCUUCGGUGGCUCUCGGGACUACCUGUCCUGUUUCGCUCAGGUAAUCACAGAUGCUGAGCUGUGGGCAAUGCAUCUGGCUCUGCAUCCACAGGCAAACCUGCUGUCUGUAGCUCGUAAGCGUUACUCCCGCCUCUCCAUUGAGGAUGGGGAAAUCGCUGUGGAUUUGAACAUUCCCUGGGGUGUGGCAGCUCUCCUGACCCUUGUCUACUUGGAUGGGAAGUACUGCCUAAAAACCUGUGACAGCCGUUUCCUCAGCAAUGAUGGAAAGCUGUUGACACAGAGUGGGAGGGCCACAACAUACACAUUGGAGCUGAAGUGCGGGAAGCUCGCAUUUAAAGAUUGUGAGGGGAAAUAUUUGUCUCCCAUGGGGCCUACAGGGACCUUGAGGUCUGGAAGGUGCUCUAAGCCAGGCAAAGAUGAACUGUUUGACUUGGAGGAGAGCCACCCACAAGUGGUUCUGAUAGCAGCUAAUGGCCGUUAUGUCUCCAUAAGACAAGGAGUGAGCCUUGCUGCCAAUCAGGAAGAUGAGACAGACAUGGAGACCUUUCAGAUGGAGAUUGACAAGGAAACCAAGAAGUGCACGUUCCGCACCAGCCAAGGGAACUACUGGGCUCUGGUGGCUCAUGGAGACAUCCAGAGUACUGCCAGAGAAGUAUCAGCAAAUGCCAUGUUUUCAGUGGAGUGGCUCGGCCACAAGGUGGCACUAAAAGCUAAUAAUGGCAAAUACAUUUGCACCAAGAAGAAUGGCCAGUUACUUGCAGUCAGUGACUACAUAGGUGAGGAUGAGCAGCUCACUUUAAAACUAAUCAACCGGCCCAUGCUGAUCCUGAGAGGAAAGAAUGGAUUCAUCUGCCACCACAAAAACUCCAACCUGCUGGAUGCCAGCAGAUCAGUCUAUGAUAUUUUCACCCUAGAAUUCAGCAACGGCGCCUAUAACAUUAAAGGUGUUGAUGGCCGGUUCUGGUACGUAAACAGCGCUGGGUUGGUGUGUUCAGAUGGUGAAGCCCCAGAGGAUUUCACUUUGGAGCUCCUGGAGCAUGGCCGCCUUGCCAUUCGUGGCAAAAAUGGCAAAUACCUGCGUGGGGACCAGGGAGGCACUCUCAAAGGAGAUGGACUUAGUCUGAGUAGCUCUGCUUUGUGGGAGUAUUAAAAGUAGCCAACAUUAGUUAAAACCUGAGAGUUCAUUCUUCUAAUGUUUGAGAUGCUUCACAACUUUAACAUUAGUAGUCAAAAGUUAGAUUUCAUGACAUUUAUGUCACUGUUUCUCUCCCAUUUUGCAGCAUAAAAAAAUGCAGUAUAGUCAGCCGAGACAAGUGUUGAUGGAGUGAACAAUAUUUUGAGUUAGAUCUCAAACCACAAGAUAAAAUAGUAUAUAUUCCCUUUCUUUUCUUUUCAACUAAACAUCUGGUGCAAGCGCGACUGGAUGUCUGAUAGUAAAGAA
This is a messenger RNA of Melanotaenia boesemani (Boeseman's rainbowfish), 1872 nucleotides long. RefSeq names its product fascin actin-bundling protein 2b, retinal (gene fscn2b). NCBI's taxonomy places the organism in Eukaryota, Metazoa, Chordata, Actinopteri, Atheriniformes, Melanotaeniidae. Bases 100 to 1581 code for a protein of 493 amino acids. The record is from RefSeq and is a predicted model, not a curated record. Gene Ontology annotation, biological process: actin filament bundle assembly; establishment or maintenance of cell polarity; cell migration. Gene Ontology annotation, molecular function: actin filament binding; protein-macromolecule adaptor activity. The transcript is spliced from 7 exons. Gene Ontology annotation, cellular component: actin cytoskeleton; cytoplasm.